AUGGCGCUCCCCUUCACCACCUCCCAAGACCCCGACAGCAUCAAUGGCAGACUUAGGCGCCUCAUGUCCCGGAAAAGGGUCCGAAGCAAGAAGGAAGACAAGAGAAGGGCAGUAGAGUCGCCGGUACCAACUACCCCCAUCGUGGCUCUCGCCAAAAGAUAUGAUCCCUGCUCUUUCCGGACCCGACUCGCCGACUCAGGACUCGCUCCCGAGCUUGGUCAAUUUAUGGCCAACCAUCUGGUAGCAACAACAACAACAACAACAACAACCCCCAAGGCAUCCAACGGAUGUGUGGCGGUUGAGCGAUCCCUGGGAAGGCCUGGCGAAGUACCGCCCACACCCCUCCGCGCUACUAUGAGAGUCAGUUCGCGGACGCUACGGUCCCGCAAGCGAAGCCGACAAGAAGACGAUGACGGGUACACACCGUCCGCGUCUACCAAGAUCAUCACGGUACCCAGCAGCAUCUUGAUAGUUCCCUCAGACGAAGAUGGCAGCGACAGUUUGGCGCCAACACCCCUCUCCCCUGGCUUUGACUUGGUCGACAUUGCCUUUUCGACCGUGGAAGAGUUCGAGGACACGGAAAUGGUUUCUUGGAACGAUCGGCGACGGGAUAGCGGGCCCAUCAACUUCGACGCCAACAUGUCGACAAUGCGCAUGCCCUUUUCCUAUCAGCACCCACGAGGGACAAGGAGAAGUGUGGUAGACAUGGUGGUGACCACCGACUCAGCAGGAUUCGCGUCAGAUGAGUGGUCUGUCAUUGCAGACGCAUCCAUGAUCCCAACCUUCGGACCGAGCGAUGUCAUGAAGCAACCGAUUCAUCAGGCCAUCGUUAGGAGUUUUGUCUCUAGGUGCAGGGCAGCCAAGCGGAGAAUGAUGACUUCUCGACGGCACGUAUCAUGUCGACACAGCUCGACGGACAUGACUGCUGGCCAGCGUGCCUCGAUUGGUGCGGUACACUGA
This is a messenger RNA of Neurospora tetrasperma FGSC 2508, 960 nucleotides long. RefSeq lists its product as uncharacterized. The transcript has a single exon. Bases 1 to 960 code for a protein of 319 amino acids. Lineage: Eukaryota; Fungi; Ascomycota; Sordariomycetes; Sordariales; Sordariaceae. The record is from RefSeq and is a predicted model, not a curated record.